Molecule: messenger RNA, 2681 nt
Organism: Austrofundulus limnaeus
Lineage: Eukaryota; Metazoa; Chordata; Actinopteri; Cyprinodontiformes; Rivulidae
Gene: cercam
Product: cerebral endothelial cell adhesion molecule
Source: RefSeq, a predicted model, not a curated record
AUGGCUCGACCCAACUUUCAGACCGAAGCUACUUUUACAGCAGGACGGACUUCUAUCAUGUUGCUUCCAUUUUUAAUUUCGRCAGCGCUACUUUUCCGAGCAGAAUGUUACUUUUCGGAGGAGAAAUAUCCGGAGGAGUCGAAAAUGCAGCCCCCCACCGUGGUUGUCGCCAUCCUAGCCCGGAACACCGCUCACUCCCUGCCGUACUUCCUCGGAGCUCUGGAGAGGCUCAACUACCCCAAAGAUCGCAUCUCUGUGUGGUCGUACGCAGGAGAACUGGGACCCAAACACUGGCCCAACAGCAGAUAUGAGUACGUGAUGAAGCUCAAGCAGGCGGCGCUCAACUUCGCCAGAAAACGCUGGGCUGACUACAUCCUGUUUGCAGACACGGACAAUAUCCUGACCAACCCAGACACCCUCAGCCUGCUGAUGGCAGAGAACAAGUCUGUCAUCGCCCCCAUGCUGGACUCUCAGGGAGCGUACUCCAACUUCUGGUGUGGCAUCACUCCACAGGGUUAUUAUCGUCGGACAGCAGAGUACUUCCCCACACGUUACCGUCACAGACUGGGCUGCUUCCCGGUCCCGAUGGUCCACAGCACCCUGCUGCUGGAUUUAAGGAAGGAGGGCAUGAAGAAUCUGGCUUUCUACCCUCCUCAUGAGGACUACUCGUGGCCUUAUGAUGACAUCAUUGUGUUUGCCUUCUCCUGCCGUGCUUCAGCGAUCCAGAUGUAUCUGUGCAACAAGGAACGCUACGGCUACCUGAACGUUCCGGCUAAACCUCACCAAACCCUGGAAGACGAUCGCCUCAACUUUGUCCACGUCCAUCUCGAGUCCAUGAUUGAUGGGCCACCCAUGUACCCCUCAAGAUUYGUUCACAUGUUCCCAAAACAGAGAGAUCUGAUGGGAUUUGAUGAGAUUUAUCUGAUUAAUCUGCGGCGCCGGUCGGACCGAAGAGACAGGAUGUUGUUUUCUCUCAACGAGCUGGAGGUUGACGUCAAAGUGGUGGAUGCUGUGGAUGGAAAUGCACUGAACAGCAGCGACAUUAAAAUCCUGGGUGUGGACCUGCUGCCAGGUUACUACGACCCGUUCUCCGGACGCACGCUCACUAAAGGGGAGGUGGGCUGCUUCCUCAGCCAUUACUACAUCUGGAAAGAGAUCGUGGACAUGGAGAUGGACAAAGCUCUGAUCUUUGAGGACGAUGUCCGCUUCCAGGCCGACUUCAAGCGACGAGCGCUCAGGUUGAUGGAGGAGGUGGAGCUGGAGGAGCUGGACUGGGACCUGAUAUACUUUGGCAGGAAGCAGGUGAACCCUGGGAACGAGGAGCCUGUGGAGAACGUUCGGAACCUGGUGAAGGCCGACUACUCGUACUGGACUCUGUCCUACGCCAUCUCCCAGCAAGGAGCCCAGAAACUGCUGAACGCCGAGCCGCUGUCCAAGAUGCUGCCCGUCGAUGAAUUCUUCCCCAUCAUGUACGACAAACAUCCCAACGAGGACUACAAGUCCCAUUUCCCCAACAGAAACCUCCAAGCCUUCAGCGCGCGCCCCCUGCUGGUGCAGCCGUGUCACUACGCCGGCGACGCUCAGUGGGUGAGCGACACGGAGACGUCCACUCUGUGGGACGACGACUCGGUAAGGACCGACUGGAGGGGCUCCCACAAGACCCUGAAAGGCUCCGUGCCCGAGAUGCUGUCGGCAGCGUACAGGGACGAGCUUUAGCUGGAGGAYCGCUGAGGCCCGCGGGGUCAAAAAGGUCGUUGGGUCAAAGGGACGGACAGAGCCUGAUGAACUGAUCUUAGAAUUUUUCAGUGUUUUUCUAGGUGUUUUGUACAAGAUGUGGGAUUUAUUUUGGUAGCAGAACAAUUUAAGGGACAGUUAUUUAUUGAGGCUGUUUGUAAAAAAAAUAAAACUAUUUUACAAAUGUUUUAGCAUUUAAAAUGCAUAAACUUGCACAUUUUUCAAUACAAUGGUUAAAUAUUUGUUUCUUUUUUAGCUUUAUUAAGUAAACAGAUUCCUGUAGCUGCUUUGUUCACAGCUCCUGGAAAAGUCUGAACUAAAAUCUGAUAUUCUGUUUUACAUUUUCAUUUCCAUGUUGGGUUUAUCUGUCUGAUUUAGUUUUUUAUGUUUUCAACUAAGGAUGCUGAGAGAUACAGCUGUAUUUAAACCAAAACUGUUAUUUUUGUUUUUAAAUGUAGGAUUUAAUAUGGAACCAAAUCACAAGUUCAAAAUUAAUUUUCAUCAAAUAUUGUGCUGUUUAACAUUAAGAUUUCAAAAUGUUCAAAUAUUUCAAUUAAAUAUAACCUAUGAGAUUUAUCCCAUGUAAUUAAAUAAAAACUACAUUUUGUUUUCAAAAUGUGGUUUAACUUUUAUUAUAUUAAGAUGAACCAAAGAUUGCCAAAGUUGUCAGUAUUUAUUCUUGUUAAAAUGCUGCGUAAUGAUAUCAAAACUAUGUAAAAACAUUUAUUUUCAUGUUUUUGUUGCGUCUCUGGGAUCCACAGUUGAUGUAGACCUGAUCCCUUUAACAGGUUUUAGUUUGAACAAUCAAAAUGGACUCGAGUACCAUGCUUAUUUUGAACAUGUGAUGUUUAUAUUUCUUGUCCUUUUUGCAUGUGCUUUAAUUUAUUGAGUCUUCAAUGAUGAAACUUUUCUGGUGAAUCAUGAAUAAAUWACAUUCCAUCAAGUUA